GCCAGACCCUGCCCUGCCCCCACGGCGGGGGGCGCCUGUCUUCGGGGGGCACAAACUCGAUAAUCAUUGCCAAAUAUGCGGGGGGGGAAAAAAAAAACCCCGAAACCUCGCGAACUUGGACAAGUUGCUAGAAUUCUCUCUAGGACAAGAACCGGACCGAGCUCCCACAGUGCCCUCGUCCUCCUGUCUUUUUCAGCUGGGAUGAACACCAGGCGUCGAGCACUUCCCCAGCCACACCGUCUCUCCCCCCGCGGCCUGCUUUCCACUCCCCACUCUUAGGAAUCUAGACCCAAACUGUAUCAGACACGUCUGCGCCCGAGGCCGCGCAGUGCAGGCUCGGCCAGCCAGGCCUCCACUGAGAACACCGCCAGCAUCCCUGCUCGCCUGCCAAACUGCCUUUCUCGGGGCUUGGUAUUUCACACUUGCUGAGGCCCUCGGCUCGAUAAACGAACGUCCAGUCAACACUUGUUGAGUGGCAGGUCCACCAUGCUGGUAACAGAUUUAAAAAUAUUUCCAGCCAUAAGCGACAGUAUUCUUACUAGUCGUUCUUGAUGGAUGGCCGGAUUAACAGUUUCCAACGAUUCCUUAGCCACACAAAGGAGUGGAUGACAUUGUUCAUGCCCAACAAACCUAUGAACGUCUAUCCGCAUUUUGUGGAAACGGAUGCGGGUGUAGGGCGGCAACUUUAAUCCUUCCAGCGUGACUAUUUUCAAAUAAACUUACAUGCACUCGAUGGCAUACUAUUUUGCGUUAAUAUCGCACUGCGACUGGAGGGGAAAAAAAGUUGAGAAAUGCCUAGGUAAGCUCAAAAAGAAAGCGCGAUUUUAAAAUUUUCUCUUGUAUUUCCACCGCUGCCUGAAAGGCGGGCUAGGCCCGGAUCACGUGACGCGCUCCAAGUCCGGGCGGAAGCGCGCCUGGAACCGCUCGCCGAAAGAUGGCUGCUGCAGCCGCGGGGUGGACGGCGCCCGGGAGCGGGCUCUAGGGCCCGCGCCACCCCGUCCCGGUGCUCCUUACCAUGAGGCCAGUGAAUCGCCGCACCCUGGACUGGAUUUACUCCGUGUUGCUACUUGUGAUCGUCUUGCUCUCCUGGGGAUUCGUCAUCUAUGCAUCGACUGUAGCCGCACGACGGCAGCUACAGAAGGAGUUUCCCGACAAAUUCUUUGAAAUGAGUGAACUUUGGUAAUUCUCAGCAAACACAGUUCUUUUCCUUAAAGAGCACCUAUGUAGACUUAAAAGUAAAAUUCACAACACCAAAUUGUGUA
Molecule: messenger RNA, 1262 nt
Organism: Peromyscus californicus insignis
Lineage: Eukaryota; Metazoa; Chordata; Mammalia; Rodentia; Cricetidae
Gene: Tzmp1
Product: small integral membrane protein 27
Exons: 2
Coding region: 1016-1183 (55 amino acids)
Source: RefSeq, a predicted model, not a curated record